Colletotrichum godetiae is the source of this 885-nucleotide messenger RNA. RefSeq lists its product as uncharacterized. The record is from RefSeq and is a predicted model, not a curated record. Lineage: Eukaryota; Fungi; Ascomycota; Sordariomycetes; Glomerellales; Glomerellaceae. Bases 165 to 758 code for a protein of 197 amino acids. The transcript has 2 exons.
UUCGACUCUCACUCACUUGAGCUCGUCCCCAGUGCCCACUCUCACUCUCGAAAAGGCCAACAUCUCCCACCGCCCAAGUCACUCACCCCGGAUUUUCGUCCCUUGAUUUCCACUUUACCCUUCCUGUCUUUACUAGUCCUUUGCCUCGGAAAACAAUUCGAAACAUGGUGAUCGGUCUGCUCGCCAUCGCCGCCAUACCCACAGUCAUUGGCACCGGCCAGGCCGUGAGCGCUCAGAAGAAGCAGAAUGCCGCCUCCAAAGAACAGGCCAAGUUCAGCCUCACGGCGACCAUGACCAUUGACGGCAAGAGAGAAGAGUGUCCAUGUAUCGUCGUCGACAACAAGAUAUGGAUAAAUCAUAGUCUGGCACCAGCUCCAGGGCACAAGUUUUCAGGGUAUUACUUCAACUACCCCAGCGAACCGCCAAUGCGUGCCCUGGUAUCAACGAUAGCGGAAGAUCCGCCCAUGUUGAACUGGAUCUAUGUCGACGCUGACAGCAGAGCGCUCCGCCAUGGAGGCCGCAAAGAUACCCUAGGCCAUGUUAUAGGACCUUGGGGCUGGAGUGAAGAUGAAAAGUUCCUCUCACUACGAGGUAGCGGGCUCGGCUUUGUAGCCGUGCUGGAGGAGGACGGCAGGUGGGCUGCAUAUUGGGAUCCGGAUGGGCGGUUGCGGGAGGGCUAUGAUCCCGAGGACUGUAUGGAGAUAGCUCUCAAGCGGCAGAUGGCGCUAGGCAUUGAAAGCGCCUACGUGAAAGGAUAGGCGAGCCAGAUCAUCUCGAAGAAUAAUUUGGGUGUGUCAAAUUUUGGAAUAAUCCGGGGGGAAUUCCAGGAGUCUCGGAGCUUUGGGAGGGACGUGCAAUUAGAACAGGUCCCGAGGCGUUCUGCAG